AAUUCUUAUUUUAAAACACCAAAGAUAAAAACCUCCAUUACAUCCUCACCUACUAGCUAGCUAAAAAACAAACCUUCAACUAUCCAUCCAUCUUAACUGAUUGGCUUAAGAUCUACAGAGCAUGAGAAAAUGUUAGGAGAUGCUCAAGUUUUGAAAAAGAAGAACAAGAACAAGAACAAGAACAACAACAACAACAACAACAACAACAACAGAAGAUUUAGCGAUGAACAGAUUAAGUCACUUGAGUCGCUGUUCAAGAUGGAGAACAAGUUGGAACCAAGGAAGAAGUUGGAGAUGGCUAGAGAGCUGGGGUUACACCCUCGCCAAGUGGCUAUAUGGUUUCAAAACAGACGGGCUCGUUGGAAGUCCAAGCAAGUCGAGCAAGACUACACAACUCUCAAAGCUGAUUAUGACAGUUUAAGUGAUCGUUUUGAGUCGUUAAAGAAUGAAAAACAUGCCUUGCUCCAACAGUUAAGAAAUCUAUGCAACCAGCUAAAAGAACCUCAUGAAGGAAGCAAAUUAGAUUUGGAGAGCGGGUCUGAAAACGGAGAUACAAAUUUGGAGUUGAAUAGCAGCAGACCAUUGGAACAAGACAUGGCUAUAUAUUCAGACGAAGAUGAUCUCAGAAAACACAAGCAGAAACAAGAAUUAGAUGAAAACAUAAUGGAGAUGGAAGAGGCACAAGAAAUAGUGAGCAACUUUGACUUGGGUAGUCUUUUCGACCAGUUUUCAUGUUCAUCAAAUUGGUGGGAACUUUAGUCGUCAAAUUCGACCGAUAUAUGUAUGGUAGAAAAACAUUUAAAUUAAGUUGGUUUGAUUGUAACAACCAGCCAACAACAAAUGACUUAUAUCUAUGUAUGUAUGUAUAUAUUUCGUAGCUAGUUAGGUUUUAUAAUUAUGGGUUGAAGGUGGUAAUGUAUAUGGACCAAAUAUAUGCGGUUUGAAGUAGGUACAUUAAUUCAUUAGGAUGUAGUUAGCUUGU
Molecule: messenger RNA, 982 nt
Organism: Cynara cardunculus var. scolymus (artichoke)
Lineage: Eukaryota; Viridiplantae; Streptophyta; Magnoliopsida; Asterales; Asteraceae
Product: homeobox-leucine zipper protein ATHB-7-like
Exons: 2
Coding region: 130-759 (209 amino acids)
Biological process (GO): positive regulation of DNA-templated transcription
Cellular component (GO): nucleus
Molecular function (GO): sequence-specific DNA binding; DNA-binding transcription factor activity, RNA polymerase II-specific
Source: RefSeq, a predicted model, not a curated record